Molecule: messenger RNA, 3090 nt
Organism: Talaromyces proteolyticus
Lineage: Eukaryota; Fungi; Ascomycota; Eurotiomycetes; Eurotiales; Trichocomaceae
Product: putative mitochondrial exoribonuclease Cyt-4
Exons: 3
Coding region: 1-3090 (1029 amino acids)
Biological process (GO): mRNA catabolic process
Cellular component (GO): exosome (RNase complex); P-body
Molecular function (GO): 3'-5'-RNA exonuclease activity; RNA binding
Source: RefSeq, a predicted model, not a curated record
AUGCAAGCUUACGUUUGCGCCCGCUGCGCUCGACUGCAGAGCGGUUCCGUGUCAUCGAUCGCAAAUCCUCUCCUCCGCAGCCAAAUUCGAAAUUCAAGAAACAUCGAGAUUAAUCGCUACGCAAAGCGUGCGCUACACGAAGAGCGUAAUUCCAAACCAGAACCCCCGAGUGACUAUCGAACCGCAAUCGAUAACCUCCUUCUCAAAACCGAGUUCGAAACGAACAAGGAUAUCAGAGAAUACUUACGCAAAUGGCAGACUCAAAAUAUCAAUCACAUGGAUCCCGUCCGGGGCCCCGGGACUUCUAAUCCGGGUUCGCCAAAGUCUUGGAUGGGAAAUAUGUUGAAUGACAGUAUCACCGCCUACGAUGAGGCGGUCGAAAGAGCCUCGAUGGCCGUUGAUGAAGGUUCAGACUUCAAGACAGACCUAGGCGAUGCAUACGAAGUAGGCGAGUUACUAGAGCCGGGUGAUCUAGUCGGAUUCUUUUCUGGCGUCGGCUUGAUGGUUCCGGCAAUAUAUAUACGCUCGGUUGAAAGACAAAAACAAUUUUAUACGCUUCGGGGCAAAUGGCGUGUUUCUAGGGACCAAGAUGUUGAUCUCGUCGUCAAGAAUUUCGUCUCAAAAGAAUUAACGGAUACAUUACUCCCCUUCCUUCCUGAUACCAUAGCGAAGACUGAUGUUGAAAUGCAAGCUCUAACUGAAGGAGGUGUGCCUCGUUCCGUUGGUGAACCGCUGAUAUCCCUACUCCAGGAAUUUGACAGCCAGGUCAACGCGAUUUACCGGGAAAAUUGCAAGGCGCUAGACUACUUUCAUUCCAUUGUCGCUGAUCCGGAGGUUCGCCGUACCAACAGACUUCGGGAGUUGGCAUGCAAGGCUUUAAAUAUCGAAGAGGGAAAAGUAUCUCCUGCAGCACUCUUCGCAACACACAGAGCUGCCUUGCGAACGCCAUAUCUUAUUUUACGCGAUCGUUCUUCAAUGUUUGCUGAUAACUACGUGAUCCAACCAAAAAGCAUGGCAAACGACUUUGAGACUGUCGUAGAGUGGGUUCGCGAUCAUGAAGAUUAUGUGACUCAGCUUGCUCUUGGGGAACGACCUGAUUUCCAGCAACAUCCUCUUCAAAAAUUCAUAGACAAAGCUCAACGAUUAAUUCGCCAAAGCCGUCAAUUCAGGUCACCGACAACCAUGGCAAACGUUGGACCUUCUUCACAACGGCUUAACCCGGAAGAGACAAGCGAUGGUCGGUUGUAUAAUAAGAUAGAAACGGAGGGCUUCACGGAGGAUGAUAAGAAGAUUUUGCAAUACCUACAAUAUUACUCCUUUCCGGCAAUCCGUAUCACAAAUGGCUUGUCUAGAUACGGUGCUGUCCAUAUCAUGAGGGCAACGGGAAUGUAUGCUACCGUUGAUAUUCAACGAGGAGCUAUUCCUCUCCUCCUCCAAGAGUUGGGAGUAUUUUCGCCUUGGGAAAACAUUUAUACGAUAGCCCACUCACUGGCUCUUCCAAACCAUCGUGUCGACAUGAAUAAAGACUUUGAAAAAGGAAAUGAAUCCGAGACGGGUACAAUUUUAGACCAAUACAAGAAGGAUGCAAUGGAGAAUUCGAGAGUUGACUGGGGCAACUUGCCCAUUUACUGUAUCGACGACCCUGGCGCGAAGGAAAUCGAUGACGGUAUUUCUUUUGAGCGUGUCCCGGGAUCACGCGAUACCUUCUGGGUACGUGUGCAUGUUGCAAACCCAUCAGCUUUCGUUCCAACGGACGAUUCAGUCUCGGAAUAUGCUGCCAAGUGUUUAUCGACAGUCUAUCUUCCGGAACGAGUUUAUCCAAUGAUACCACCGCGAAUAACCCAUGGACGCUUCAGUCUUGCUCCUGACCGUCCGACACUAACGAUCAGUGCCAAGGUUAACUUAGAAGGAGAUGUCCUUGAGACAAACAUCGUCAACGGGUAUGCCCGAAACGUUAUUUAUUUGACCCACGGUAGACUGCGACGCGUAUUUGGCGCUGAAGAACAACCAAAAAUCCUAGCAGUGGGGGGAGAGAUUCCUCCUAGAGAAGUGGAUCAUUACCAGGAGAUUCUCACCAAGGACGAAGAAGACCAUUUCCACAUUCUAAGACAUAUCAUGACGAAUAUUAAUGAUAAAUGGCGUGAAAAUGGCGGAUUGACAUGGCCGGAUUCCUUUGACAAAAACCCAACAGUGUAUACUGGACAUCAACCGGCUGAACCUUACGAGAUGUCAGAAGUCACACAUGGAGGUUACUAUCUCGGCGACCCAAUCAUUGGAUUACAAUACAACGAAAGUGAUCCUUAUGAAAUCCCGGAUAUUGGGAAAAAGAAUCUUGUUGCGUUAGUUAUGAGAUUUGCUUGCCACGUCGCCGGACGCUGGGGCGCAGACCGCAACAUUCCUAUGAUUUAUGACGGAACCUAUUAUCAUCCAGAAUAUCCACCCCUAACUCCUGAAAAACUGAAUAAUCUCAACUCGGACGACUGGCUCCAUUACGCUUUCCCCAAGGGAAUUAGCUCUUCGACUCCUAUUCCUCAUCAUGGCUUGGGUGUGGAGGUAUACACCAAGACAACUAGUCCCUUAAGACGUUAUACCGAUCUGCUAGCUCAUUAUCAGAUCGAAGCUGCGCUACGCUAUGAGAAGGAAUACGGUGAGAAAUUCGAUGGCAACAAGACACCAUCUUUAUUGCCAUUUUCCACGCAAGAUGUCGACCUGGUGAUUGAGCGGAUAAAAACAGCGUCUCCGGCUAUCAAGAGCAUCCAGAAGCAGUCCAACACAGUCUGGGCAUGUCAGUUCUUGUUCCGCGCGUUCUACUUUGGGGAAUGCGAACUUCCAGCGACUUUACCUUGUAUCGUACGUCAGAAUUUGGAGGGAGUCUCUACCCUGGGAACAAGAUAUGUAGGCGCGUACGCCGGCGAGAAUCUUCCGUUCGGCGUUCGGGCUCGACUCUUUGUGCCGCCGGAAUUUCAGGACCUUGAACUCCUCAGUACGGUGGAGGCUAAGAUAAUUGCUGUCGACAUGUCAUUGCAUGUCGUGGAUAUGGAGGUUGUUCAGAAAGUCAAGAAGUGGGAAAGGACAGGUGAUUGGGCUUAA